CUCACGCACAUGCUUUGCUAUGGUCCCGCGCUACCUGAUUGAUCAGCAGAUCUUAAAACUGUCUCUUUGGUGCCCCAGGUCUUUGGCACAGGCUGGUGCUUCAGGAUGGACCCGCUCUUUCCUGCCCAUAUUUUGGAAGACCCUGACCUGAGAAAGCUGCUGAAUGACUCCUCCAUGCUGAACCUGAGCUUUCUCCCCAGUAACUGGUUUAACAACGGCACAGGGGACAGCUUCCUGCCGCUGAGCAUCAAGAUCACCAUUGUGGUUGUCUACUCCAUUGUGUGCAUUGUGGGGCUGGUGGGCAACUGCUCCGUCAUGUAUGUGAUUGUCAGAUUCACCAAGAUGAAGACAGCAACCAACAUUUACAUCUUUAACCUUGCUCUGGCAGAUACCUUGUGUCUGAUGACCUUACCCUUCCAGGGUACAGACACGUUUCUGGGUUUCUGGCCCUUUGGCAAUGUCCUCUGCAAGAUUGCCAUCUCUAUAGACUACUAUAACAUGUUCACAAGCACUUUCACCCUGACAAUGAUGAGUGUGGACCGCUAUAUUGCUAUCUGUCACCCUAUUAAAGCACUAGACAUCCGCACUCCCCACAAGGCCAAAGUGGUGAACGUCUGCAUCUGGGCACUGGCUUCCGUCUUUGGCAUCCCAGCAAUGGUGAUGGGAUCUGCAGAGAAUGAAAACAAUGAAAUAGAUUGUCUAAUUAAACUCCCUUCACCUGUGGAUUACUGGGAUCCAGUGUUUGGCAUCUGUGUCUUUCUCUUCUCCUUUAUGAUCCCUGUGUUGAUCAUCACCAUUUGCUACAGUCUCAUGAUCAGACGACUCAAAAACGUCCGUGUCCUCUCAGGCUCCAAGGAGAAGGAUCGAAACCUGAGGCGCAUCACCCGAAUGGUCCUGGUGGUGGUGGCAGUCUUUAUCAUUUGUUGGACUCCCAUCCAGAUUUUUGUGCUGGUCCAGUGCUUGGGUGCCAAGGCAGAAAGCGAGCUCGAGCUGGCCAUCUCCUGCUUCUGCACCGCGCUGGGGUAUGCCAACAGCAGCCUGAACCCUGUGCUCUAUGCCUUCUUAGAUGAGAACUUCAAGGCGUGCUUCAAGAAGUUCUGCUUCCCCACUGCCUUCAGGACCGAGCUCCAGAUGUCCAACAGGAUGUGCAGCAUCGCCAAGGAUGUGGCCUAUGCCUGCAAGAACUCAGAGGGGACUAACAAUCCGGCCUGACUAGGCAUGGAAAUUCCCAUGGUGGCUGUCGCCCAGCAGAGUCCAACCACCCCCACAUCAGAGCUAACCCAGAUAACAGCUCUUUAGCAGGACCUCAAAACUGAGAGGCAAGAAACCGAGGAAACAAUUUGGGGGUUGGGAAAACUGGAUACUGCAAGAGCAUGCAGAAAAAGUGAGCCCAUUUGACGUAUUUUUAAUUCCAGUGCACCCUGCGCUAAGGAACGUGUUUGAAAUCAGCUCUUUGAUUCCUGCAAAACCCUGGGGGUUUGCAACUUUAUCGAGAAUUUGGGAAUUAAGGGUUUAAAAAUGGGCACUGCUGCUGGGACUUACACUUCUGCUGCUGGGAGACAGACAAAAUACAAACUAUUCCAUGUCUUUUUUCCUCCCAGAGUUGUUUAAGGCGCUAACAGCUCACGUGGCUCACCAGGCACUCGGGUGCGGGUUUUAUUCCCGCAGUAUCACCCUGAGAUCAGACUUUGCUGAAGCCGAAGUGGGCAGCAGCUGUCAGACGAAAACCCAAGAUGGUCUCCAGGAUGAGUCAUCACAUCACAAAAGAAAGGAUGUGGGGAGGGAGAGGAGGGAGCCGGUGGAAAGGGAAAUCCGAACUGCCCCAAGGCAGGCAGCCGGGGCGAGGAGCCUGGGGAGGCCAGUGCCAGCUCCUGUGGAAGGGGUCUGCAGUAAACCCUUGAGAGGGGAGCAAGGUGAUGAGAAGGGAGUGUCAAAACUGAUGAAUGUAGCUCAGAAGAGGAGGAAAAAAAGAUGGGUGAAAUGAACACAGAUCCUUGUUUACAUGCUGCUAUUGCUUUUUUGUUAAAAUUGUGUAUUUCCAUUGUAAUAAUGGACAGAAUGAGUCUGUAUAUACACAUCUCUAUAGUGCUAUAGGUACAGAUAAAAAGUAGGAUUUCAUCUUGCCAAGCAUGCCUUGGGGAUCUUCCUCAGUGAGAGGAGGAAAGAAUGAAGUGGCCUAUGCAUACAUAUAUUUAUGUGUAGGGGAAAGACAUUUUGGAGAAGUCAGAACAGGAGCUCCUCCAGAAGACAUGGACAUUUCUGGUAGGAGGGGCAGCCUGAAACAGUCCCACCUGCUCCGUGCAAGGUAAGUGGGGCAAAACCAUACAAAAGGUGGGGUUGUUUUUGUUGUUGUUUUUUUUUUUUUUUUUUUUAAUGAAGCGAGAUCCACAAUGCUGAGAGCACUUGGGAAAUGCUGCUGAGGUACCACCCCUCCUGCUGACCAUAGAUUGAUUUUCCUCUCCCAGUAGGUCAGAGAUUUGUGUAAAAUGAAAUGCCCUGUCAUUUCAUUUGAUAAUGAAAGCAUUCCCGAAGAGUUUAACCACUGAAUUCCCUCCAUGCUGGCAGGGACAGCAGAUUUGUAUUCUCCCUGUAGCACAAAACCCUGGGGAAAUCUGGGCAGCGGUGACCAGUGGUGCUGAUGGGGAAGCAAAGCAACGACCUCCAUUUGGAGAUGGGAGGUCAGCUCCAACGCGAGAACCGGCAGCAUUGUCCGGACUGUACAGAUUUCAUGUGAAUAUAUUUCCUGUGCUCUGGUCUAUGAGAUUCUGUACUUUUAAUGUAUUGAUUUGCCAAUAUUUUAAUCCUGUCAUGUUCUUUAUAUAUGCUGUAUAAAAGAAUCCAAUGUUAUAUUUCUAUGUAGAGUGGUUCCCUUAUGGUUGGGCUUAAAUUAUAGAUGCAAAUCUAGUGUCCCACGUAUAGGACCCAGAUCCCUUGUAAACUGCUCAAGCUGGGAGGAUUUUCAUGCUGAUUAGCAUUUGACUGGGAAUCUGGAGGGAUACCAGGCAAACUUUGCAAUUAGUGCUUCCCCCGAAUAAUGUAAGGGGAGGAGGAAAUCUGGGCACUUUAAGCACUUUGGAAUGGGUGUUUAUCCCCAAGCACUCACUAGGAAAUCUCAUACAACCCCCAAGCAUGCUAAAAACAGCUCCCUGAGAACCAUGCUGCUGGCAAGUUGUAUCCGUGCCAUUGAAAAAAUUUGUUUGGUGGGCUGUUGUUUGUGGAUACAAUAACAGCAUUGGUGCAACCUCGAGUCUUCUCAGCCCAUCAGCCAUCGAAUGGUCUGACAGAGUGCUGGGUACGGUUGUACGUGAAGCUGGGAAGUGACUGCUGGGCUUUUCUUGCAGUGCUAUUGGGGAGCAGGAGAGUGUUUGUUAGUGGCUGGCUAAGGCACAGCCGCACUCCCUUUGUAGUUCUUGGUUGGAUUUUUAAAUAGAUUUAUGUCACCUAAAAAAUAUACACCAGUGUUUGGCAUUUUUUUAAGUAAGAAUUUUGUUAUAAUGACUAUGCUGCAAUGAUCUUACAUAAUCAAGUACUCAAUAAAUGUGCGUUUACUAAGCUUUUGGGUAAUUUUGUGGCCCUUGCAGUGAAUGUGUUUAGGCAUUCUGUUCAAUGCUCAGUGGAGUUUGUUAUAAGAGCAACAAAAACCUGAAAGAAAAAGCUUUAUUGUACUGUGCCUAUGGAAUUAAAGGCCUGCAAUCGGCUGGCUGGCUGAAGUGCAGGCUCUUUUAAUUCUCCUCUGAAAUGGUUGUGUUGGUAUGAUUUUACAAUUACCACAGUGUAAAUUGCAAUUUCCUAGGUGGCUACUUGUGUGCAUUAAUAAAGGAAAAUAAC
Phalacrocorax carbo (great cormorant) is the source of this 3828-nucleotide messenger RNA. The record is from RefSeq and is a predicted model, not a curated record. NCBI's taxonomy places the organism in Eukaryota, Metazoa, Chordata, Aves, Suliformes, Phalacrocoracidae.